This is a messenger RNA of Elaeis guineensis (African oil palm), 1151 nucleotides long. The record is from RefSeq and is a predicted model, not a curated record. Lineage: Eukaryota; Viridiplantae; Streptophyta; Magnoliopsida; Arecales; Arecaceae.
CCAAAGUCUACGGGCGCAAACCUCCAAGUCAAGAAGUCUCUCCCCUCCUUCGUUCCCUCCGUCCCCUCCUCCCAUUCCUUCUGAACCCGCCUUCCCUUCCUCCUGCUUCCCCAAACCCUCGUUUCCAAUUUCCCCUGCCGACCUUCCUGUUCCGCGAUGGAAGAUGUGAAGGACAAGAUGAAGGGCCUCAUCAAGAAGGUCAACAACCCCUUCUCCUCCUCCCCUUCCUCCAAAUUCAAAGGCCAAGGACGAGUCCUCGGCUCCUCCUCAUCCUCCUCCUCCUCCUCCGCCUCCGCCUCCACCGCCGGAUCCUCUCCGUCCUCCUCCGCCGGCUCCGCCGCCGCCUCCCGUCUCCUCCAACCCCCGCCCAUCCUCCCCCCCUCCCGAUCCCUCCCCAAGUCCUCCCUCCAAUCCGUCCCCAAACCCUCCGAGCCCAAUCCUUCCACCGAAUUCAGCCCCUUCGACCCCCUCAUUUCAUCUGGACGCCAGCUUGUCAAUGGUUCGAUCCAGUCCUCUGUCAAUUCCUUCGACUGCCCCGUCUGCGCUCGCUCCUUCCCCUCGGAGGCCGAUGUCGCCGCCCACAUCGAUGCCUGCCUCACCCAAGAUGCCGCGACCGCUUCACUGGGAAAUGGCGUCGUGGCUGAGCGUGUCUCGGCUUUCUUGUCUGCCGUCCCGGCGGAUGGGGCGGUGGAGGUCGUGCUGAAGCUGCUGAGGAAUGUCGUCCGGGAGCCGGGGAAUGAGAAGUUUCGAAGAAUAAGAAUGGGCAAUCCGAAGAUUAAGGAGGCAGUCGGCGAGGUAAAAGGAGGUGUGGAGCUGUUGGAGUGUCUGGGGUUUGAGCUUGGAGAGGAAGGGGGUGAGGUUUGGGCUACAAUGCCGGCCCCAGCAGAGGAGCAGCUUGCGGUGGUCAGACAAGCAGUGUCAUUUUUGGAAAGGUGGAAGUCACAGGAUUCUAAUCCUACAUCGGCUGAGACAUUGGGUACAGUAGUGGAGGGUUUGGAUGAGCAGAAGAUUGACCGGCAGGUAGUUUCUUGAACAUAUAUUUUCCCUGUAUAACUUUUCUUUACGGAGUUUUGGAAUCUUUAGCUACAUUUGGUUGCAGCAUUUGAUAUUUCCUGGAUACUGAUAAUAUGGUUUUACUUCUACUUGGAGAA